Messenger RNA from Gasterosteus aculeatus aculeatus (three-spined stickleback), 3813 nucleotides. Lineage: Eukaryota; Metazoa; Chordata; Actinopteri; Perciformes; Gasterosteidae. The record is from RefSeq and is a predicted model, not a curated record.
CCUCCCCUCCUUCUUAAUCCCUCAGAUUGUCGGCGACUUGCUGCAGUCGAUGCUGCAGUUCUGCGCCGCUCCUGCACCGGCACAGCUGACUCAAUGAGAAAGACAUGCUCGCCUUCGUUUUGGUCUCUGGGUCGCUGUGGAUUAUUUUAGAGCUGAGUUCCACCCUGAUGGAGAAGAUGCAGGCCCAGGAGAUGAUGAGCGGCCUGAGAAUAAAGGACAUAGAAGACAAGGGGCAGUUCUUCCGCUACAUGCCGACCACCACGCUGGUGGGCAUCGGCGCUCUGACCGCCGUGCUGGCGUACUGGUUGGCCACCAGGCCGCGGCCCAUCCAGGCCCCCUGCUCCCUGCUGCACCAGUCCGAGGAGGUCCCGCAGGAGGACGGAGGUCGCCGCUCCAUGAUUGGCGACAGCUCCAAGCUGCUGAGUCAUUACCACGACGACGCCAGGACCAUGUACGAGGUCUUCCAGAGGGGCCUCCACAUAUCUGGGGACGGGCCGUGCCUGGGCUCCCGCCUCCCCGACCAGCCGUACAAAUGGAUCUCCUACAAAGAGGUGACGGCCCGCGCCGAGUACCUGGGCUCCGGCCUGCUGCAUCAGGGCUGCCGGCCCGACCCCUCCCAGUUCAUCGGGGUGUUCGCCCAGAACCGGCCCGAGUGGAUCAUCUCAGAGCUGGCCUGCUACACCUACUCCAUGGUGGUGGUUCCGCUGUACGACACGCUGGGCCCCGACGCCAUCCGGUUCAUCAUUAACACCGCCGACAUCUCCACGGUCAUCUGCGACAAAGUGGACAAAGCCCAGGUGCUCCUGGACAACGUGGAGCGCAAGGAGACGCCCGGCCUGCGACGGAUCAUCCUGAUGGACGGCUUCGAGUCCGACCUCGUGCGGCGCGGCGAGGGCUGCGGCGUCCUGGUGCAGGCCAUGCAGGAAGUGGAGGCCCUGGGGAGGGACCACUGCAGAACGCCUGUACCGCCAGCACCGGACGACCUGUCCAUCGUGUGUUUCACCAGUGGGACCACAGGGAACCCAAAGGGAGUGAUGCUGACUCACGGCAACGUGGUGGCAGAUUUCUCGGGCUUCCUCAGAGUGACAGACAAAGUCAUUUUUCCCAACAAAGACGACUGUCUCAUCUCCUUCCUGCCGCUGGCUCACAUGUUCGAGAGGCUCAUCGAGUCGGUGGUCUACUGCCACGGGGGACGGAUCGGGUUCUAUCAGGGCGACAUCCGUCUCCUCCCGGACGACAUGAAGGGCCUGGGGCCGACCAUCUUCCCCGGGGUGCCGCGGCUGCUCAACCGCAUGUACGACAAGAUCUUCAGCCAGGCCAACACCCCCCUGAAGCGCUGGCUGCUCAACUUCGCCGCCAGGAGAAAAGGCGCCGAGGUCAGCAGCGGGAUCAUCCGCAGCGACAGCGUCUGGGACAAAAUCUUCUUCAGUAAGAUUCAGGCCAGCCUCGGAGGACGACUCAGGAUGAUUGUAACGGGGGCGGCUCCGACCUCGCCGAGUGUCCUGGGAUUUCUCAGAGCAGCUCUGGGAUGCCAGGUUUAUGAGGCGUACGGCCAGACAGAGUGCACAGCUGGCUGCACCUUCACCACACCUGGAGACUGGACCCCAGGUCACGUGGGGGCCCCGCUGCCGUGCAACCUCAUCAAACUGGUGGAUGUUCCUGAGAAGAACUACUUCGCCUCCAAGGGAGAGGGAGAGGUCUGUGUGAAGGGGCCGAACGUGUUCAAGGGAUACCUCAAAGACCCGGAGAGGACGGCCGAGACGCUGGACGCGGCCGGCUGGCUUCACACCGGAGACAUCGGCAAAUGGCUGCCCACUGGCACGCUGAAGAUCAUCGACAGGAAGAAGCACAUCUUCAAGCUGGCGCAGGGCGAGUACAUCUCCCCCGAGAAGAUCGAGAACAUCUACAUCAGGAGCGAGCCCGUGGCGCAGCUCUACGUCCACGGGGACAGCCUGAAGUCCUGUCUGGUGGGCAUCGUGGUCCCCGACCCUGAAGUCAUGCCUGAGUGGGCCAAGAAGAAAGGCAUCUUCGGCACCUACAAGGACCUCUGUAAAAACACGGAACUGAAGAAGGCCGUCCUGGAAGAUCUGGUGCGUCUGGGCAAAACCAGCGGCCUCCACUCGUUUGAGCAGGUGAAGAACAUCUACAUCCACAGCGAGAUGUUCUCCAUCCUGAACGGCCUCCUGACUCCCACGCUGAAGGCCAAGCGGCCCGAGCUGAAGGAGUUCUUCAAGGAGAAGAUCGACCAGCUCUACGACAGCAUCUCCAUGUGAAGGCCGGGCGACCUCCUCUUUGUUCGCCUGCGGUGGGACAAAGACGCGACACCCGAGGCGUUACCUGCUCCUGGAAACGCAAGCCAGACCCUGUCCCGCUACGGGAGAUUUAAGACGCCCGGAUCAAAACAAAUCAAAGGAAUAAAGUGGAAUUCGACACACAUUCUAAUGUGCGUUUGCUUUUGUAUGUAUGCCUUCUCUGUGCAUAUGUUCAAAAGGAAAUGGUUGAGCCUGUUUGUCGGGAUUGACACGAUGUUCCAUGAUGCCGCAUGAAGAACAAAUCAAGGAACAGGCGUUUCAGUGUCAACUCCAUUAACAAGUUUAACAAGGUGUAUUUCACUUUAUCUCUUAGUUUGAUUUGUUCAAUUUAAAGCUACUGUAGGGAACUUCUAACUGGUCCUGAACCAGUCUCAGUUUAGUCCUGAUCCUCUGUAGACCUCCACCAGUAAACCAGACCACCAGAGAGGAGAUGGUCUGUUUCUGCAAGAGUUCUUCUUGAUGAUGUCAUCGGUGCCACCGGGUCAAACUGGUGAAACCAGAGGACGUCGUGCAGGUUCACCAGAACUCCAGCAGAGACCAGUCCACCGGGGGCAGACCCAGAUCUGGCACCGCAGCCUUGGACCUGAGAGGAGGAGCUCCGGAGGGGGGAAGGCAGCUCAGCUCCUGGCAAAAAACGGCAGCGUCUCCUCCUCCUCCUCCUCUUCCUCCUCCAGGUGCAGAGCUUCUCCUCUCUGGAGACCCAGGACGUACUGCUGAACCCGCCGGAGGGAAUGGAGGCCCAGGAGAACAAGGACCAGGCCUGAGGGGUCAGAGUGUCAGACCUCCGUAAGACGAGAGGUUUUCUGAAGGGACUCAAGGAAACAUCUACAGGGUCCCUAAAAUCAACACGGACUAGAAGUUCCUCGUAGUAGCUUUAACCCUUUUAAAUCUGACUUAAAUCCAUUCCUGCUCUCCACCCAAACACACCAUCACAUGCUCCGUCCCCAGCAGCACCUUUACGUUGAACAAUCCUCCUGCACUUCUUCUUCUGUUUAAACCCACCAGCCAAACAAAACCUUAAUCCACAUUUGUGCGACAGCAAGAGUGAUGUCUUUGUGUAAGCGCAGGAGGUGUCUUGCCUAACUAACCUUGUGGGACGGAAUAAUGGACUUCACCCUUUUAAUCGAACAAGCAUCGGGGCCUGAUGCACCCAACACAACAAAGCGCACACCUUCCACCCCAGACGUCGUGCAGUUUGACCCCAAGCCACGCCGCCGCCGCCGCCGCCGUGUCCGCGGUCACAGUUGAGAUGACAAGACGGAGAGAGCAGCAGCUCCCGCCUGACGUAACCGCCGCUGUCUCAAAACCCACGCUUUCACACGAGUUCAACGCCACGUGUUGGCGCGCCUCUCGGCGGCUUAGCGUCGCAUGCUCCUCGCUUGAAGUGACGGACUGUGACGACCGCCAGGGUUGGCACUCUGCGGUCGGCUCAAUCGCACCUUUCUUUUCAUCCGUCUCUGCACAAAUAGUACGUCAGGUGAAAGACAUUUUAAAAAGAAUU